This is a messenger RNA of Penicillium maclennaniae, 1062 nucleotides long. RefSeq names its product methionyl-tRNA formyltransferase. Gene Ontology annotation, biological process: conversion of methionyl-tRNA to N-formyl-methionyl-tRNA; biosynthetic process. NCBI's taxonomy places the organism in Eukaryota, Fungi, Ascomycota, Eurotiomycetes, Eurotiales, Aspergillaceae. The annotation marks the transcript as partial. Gene Ontology annotation, cellular component: mitochondrion. The transcript is spliced from 4 exons. The record is from RefSeq and is a predicted model, not a curated record. Gene Ontology annotation, molecular function: methionyl-tRNA formyltransferase activity.
AUUGCCUCCUUGAAAGCUCUCCAUGCCUAUCAGUUGAAACAACCGGAUCAAAUUGCUACUAUUGACGUGGUUUGCCGACCAGGGAAGCGAGUGGGAAGGGGCUUGAAGAAAAUACGCCAAGUGCCCAUUAGGGAGACUGCCGAGAACCUCUCACUUCCAAUUCAUGAGAUUGACACAUUUACUGGAUGGAAUCCUCCAGUUACUCCGAAAGGUCCGAUCAAUCUGAUCAUCGCGGUAUCCUUCGGACUGUUUGUACCUCCACGUAUAUUGAACUCUGCGAGCUACGGAGGCCUGAACGUGCAUCCUUCAUUACUGCCGGAUUUCCGCGGUCCGGCUCCUUUGCACCAUACGCUCUUAGCAGGAGAAAAGUCAACUGGUGUUACUCUCCAGACACUACACCACAAGACUUUUGAUCAUGGAACAAUUCUCGCCCAGACCCCGCCGCCCGGCAUUGACAUCCCCAAUUCCGACAUCUGCACUGUCUCUGAGCUUCUGAACGUCGUUGCACCAAUAGGCGCCCAGCUGCUGGUGGACGGUAUUAAAGAUGGCCUCUUUGUCCCCCCUUUGAAGGACGUAGGCUGGAGAGCUCAAGAGAAACCCGAGAACCUAACUCACGCAACCAAAAUUAGACCAGAAAAUCUGCACAUCGACUGGGCAAACUGGACAAUGCUCGAAAUCAACUGGCGCAAGCGAGUCUUGGGUCCAUUAUGGAGCAAGGCACUUGUCGGAUCGAACGCUUCAGAUGGUCCUCUUACAUUUCAGCAAAAGCGAGUAAUCCUGACUGAGACCGAAGAAGUGGACCCACCGAAAGGAUGUGACACUUUGGCUGUGGUCCCCGGUCUACCAUUCGUGAAUGCUCCCUGUCCCGUUGAGCCCAAGAAGGGAAGAGCACUUCAUGUGUUCACUCGGGACGGCAAGGUUCUGCGCAUCAAUAAGAUGAAAGUAGAGGGUGAAGCAGUGGCUGAUGGGCUUCGUGCUGCGAUUAAGGCUCGCAUGUUUGGUGAUCGGUCAUUCCAGUCGGAAGGUGUUGAGUUUACAACUUUCCGCAAUCCUCUGGUUUGA